This is a messenger RNA of Salvelinus namaycush (lake trout), 1132 nucleotides long. It is a transcript of the gene dmac2l, whose product is annotated as distal membrane arm assembly complex 2 like. Lineage: Eukaryota; Metazoa; Chordata; Actinopteri; Salmoniformes; Salmonidae. The record is from RefSeq and is a predicted model, not a curated record. The coding region runs from base 94 to 699 and encodes 201 amino acids. The transcript has 5 exons.
UCCUACGUAAAGGGUUAAAGUUCAGAACACUGGAGACAUGCUCGCAAUGUAAAUACACUAGUUAACUGACUGGUGAACGCAAGACCUAAAGAUAUGAGGCUGCUGUCCAAGGCAGCACUGCAGACCGUUCUCUCCUCACAGAAAACUCUGUCACUUGAGGGCAGCAGACCGUUCUGGGGAUGGCUCAAUGCUGUCUUCAACAAAGUAGACUAUGAGCGUAUCAAGGCAGUGGGCCCAGACCGUGCUGCCGCAGAGUGGCUGACGAGGUGCGGUGCCAAGGUGAGGUUCCAAGGGUUCGACCGCUGGCAACACGACUACAACGGCCUGCCCACUGGCCCUCUGGGACGAUACAAGAUCCAGGGCAUCGACGCCACAGACUCUUGCAUCAUGUACAAAGGCUUCGAUCACCUGGAUGGACUAGAGCAUGUAGAAGAGCUGAAACUCAACAAGAGUAUGUACAUAGAGGAUGCCUGCUUAGAGAGAAUAAGCACCAUAGAGAACCUACAGGCCAGCCUGUACAAGAUGGAGGUGGUCUCCUGUGGGAACGUGACUGACAAGGGUAUCAUCGCCCUGCAUAAACUCAGGAGUCUAGAACAUCUGUACCUCAGUGACCUGCCAGGAGUGGUGGAGAAGGAGAAGACCGUGGAGAGACUCCAGACAGCUCUACCUGGGCUGGACAUAGAGCUGGAUCUGGUCUGACAGACUGAGGAUGAACCCACAACCACAGGCUGUGACUUGACAGACACAGAGGAACAGUCCGGCACAGCGGGUCGCGUCGUGAUGACCAGAUGAUGCACGUUGUUUUGCAACAAAUUAGAAUUGCUGUUUUGGUCCCUUUUUACCUUCUCCCGUUUGGUUUCUAGUGAAUACGACCUUGGUCCCAGAUCUGUUAGUGCUGUCUUGCCAUGGGCCAGCUCUCUAUGGCCUACGGUCAUUAGCAUGACCAUAGGAGUUGGCAAGAUGGCACAAACACAUCUAGGACCAGGCUAGUGGGACACGGGACAAAUUAGAUUACUAUCGCAACAUGUUUUCAACUGUAUUGAUAUUGACUGAAACGCAAGUAUGACAGGAAUUGUUUUCCUUAAUGUUUAUUAAAUAUGACUCCAUUAAAAAGGUACAGACUGUAAACAAG